AUGAUUUUUUAUCAAGUUAAAUCUAAUGAGCCUCCACUACAAUGUUGGAAAUGUGAAAUUACAGUUCAAUCAGCAGAUAAGAAUGGAGUAUUUCUUGAUGAUUGUAGAGGUGAAUUUGAUUUUACACAACAUACAAAAGAAGAAUGUGAUGGUAAAUGUUGGAAAUCAGUUGAUUUAAUUGAUACAAAACGAUAUGAAAACAAUAGUCAAAUUGGAUUAUUACUAAAACAUAUUAAUCAAUCGAAACGUAAAUCAAGUCGUCGAUGUUUUACUGCUAAUGAACUUGUACGAGCUUCUGAAAUGGGUGUUAAUACAUCAGAUGGAUGUCAACAAGUGAAAAAAGAUGAUACAAAAAUGAAAGAAAUGUCUACAACUUCCGGAGUUAAUGCUCGAUCACCAGCAGCUAUUUAUUCAUGUUUAAUUAGAAAUAAUAGUGAUGCUGAAAUUGAUGUACGAAUUAAAUUUGCUGGCAUAGAAGAUCAUCAUGAUGAAAUAGCUGAUAUUGAAUUAGCAAAAGGUGAAGAAGAACGAAUAGAUGAAAAAGAAUUUCAACAUGGAGAAUCUGAUGGAAAAUAUCAUAAAACAGUUCAAUCAGUUCGUGUUCGAAGAUAUGAUGGAUCAACAAUUGAAUUAACGAAACCAUUUGAUGGUGUUACAUCGCCAAAAAAAGAUUGGAUUUUUGAAAUUGAUAAUGAUUCAAUUAAAUCUGUUGAUCCAAACAAAAAGUAA
Messenger RNA from Adineta steineri, 729 nucleotides. NCBI's taxonomy places the organism in Eukaryota, Metazoa, Rotifera, Eurotatoria, Adinetida, Adinetidae. The record is from the annotation of a GenBank genome assembly.